Messenger RNA from Syzygium oleosum, 3371 nucleotides. RefSeq names its product glutamate receptor 2.1-like. The record is from RefSeq and is a predicted model, not a curated record. Gene Ontology annotation, molecular function: glutamate-gated receptor activity. Lineage: Eukaryota; Viridiplantae; Streptophyta; Magnoliopsida; Myrtales; Myrtaceae. The coding region runs from base 295 to 3240 and encodes 981 amino acids. Gene Ontology annotation, cellular component: plasma membrane. The transcript has 5 exons.
AAAUGAUGGUAUAGGCAAUCCUGGGGUUAAAGAAUUUCUGAUGUUCUUCAUCCAAAAUAAUAACUUGAAAAAAAAAAUCAUGAAGUGUUGGUACUACCGGAGGUCGAGCAAAUCCCAGAAGGGUCCCGCCCUCGUCGAGCAAAUCCUUGAAUAGACGCUCUCCAUGCAUUGCCUUACUUUUCAAAGCUCUUCCCCAUUAUAAAUACAUCGCCAGCAUCAGCAUUGUCCUCAGAGUCUCUCUCUCCUUUGUCUCUCUUACGAAGUCACACUAGCCUUUUCCCAAAACCCUUUCCAAUGGCUCCUGCAGGAAUUUCCUUCGAUGUUGAAAAGCUCCUCUUUAUGGGUCUCUACUUUUUCGUGAUUGUUGCGAUCUUCGGCGACGGCCCUUGGGUCACUGUGGCUCAAAGCAGUAACAACAACAAUGCCACGACGAUCCCGGUGAACGUUGGGGUGGUGCUUGAUCUCGAGACGUGGGUGGGUCAGAUGGGAUUGAGCUGCAUUAACAUGUCUCUCGCUGACUUUUAUAGUUCAAACCCUUCCUGCAAGACCAGGCUCGUCCUCAACGUUAGAGACUCCAAACAAGAUGAGGUUGCUGCUGCCGCUGCAGCACUCGAUCUCAUAAAGAACAAGCAAGUCCAAGCCAUAAUAGGCCCUGAAGGUUCCGUGCAAGCAGACUUCAUCAUUGACCUUGGAAACAAGUCUCAUGUGCCCAUCAUCUCUUUUUCUGCUACUAGUCCUUCCCUCAGUUCGAUUCGGAGUCCUUACUUCAUUCGAGCCGCACAAAAUGACUCGUCCCAAGUGAAUGCCAUAAGCGCAGUCGUCCAAGCUUUUGGCUGGAAAGAAUCGGUCCUCAUAUAUGUGGAUAAUCAGUUUGGUGAAGGCAUCAUACCUUCUCUUACUGAUGCUUUGGAAGAAAUCGACACACGAGUGCCCUAUAGGAGCCUUAUUCCCCCCUCGGCCACGGAUGAUCAAAUCAUGCAGGAACUCUACAAGUUAAUGAUGAUGCAAACAAGGGUGUUCAUCGUGCACAUGCUACCUACUCUCGGUUCGCGGCUAUUUGCCAAAGCAAAAGAGGUGGGAAUGAUGAGGGAAGGUUAUGUGUGGAUUUUGACUAAUGGAAUCACUGACCUAUUGAAUUCGGUGGAUUCAUCUGUUGUCGCUAGUUCGAUGCAAGGAGUACUGGGCAUUAAGACUUAUAUCCCGGACCCGCCAAACCUGGACAACUUCAUUGUCCGAUGGAAGAUGAAAUUCCAACAAAACAAUCCAUCCAUCCUUAAUCCUACAUUGAACAUUUUCGGAUACUGGGCUUAUGAUGCUGCUCAAGCUCUGGCAAUGGUUGUCGAGGAAAUGGGUGCAGCCAAUUUUACCUUCAAGAUGUUGAAGGCUUCGACAGAUGCAACGGAUCUCGACACUAUUGGGGUGUCUCAAAAUGGUCAGAAACUUCUCCAAGGACUAGUAAAUACGACAUUCAUGGGCCUCGCUGGAAAUUUUAGCCUCAUUGAUGGGCAGCUAGAGUCGUCAGCAUUCGAGAUUGUUAACAUCAAUGGAAAUGCAGCAAGAGGGAUUGGGUUUUGGACGCUAGAAAAUGGGCUGCUAAGAGAUUUGAGUUCAUUCAACACAAGCAAAUAUUCCACUUUCAAGAGUAAUCUCCAAUCAAUAAUAUGGCCAGGAGAUUCAACCUCUGUUCCUAAGGGUUGGGAGAUUCCCACAAAUGGGAAGAGGUUGAAAAUCUUAGUUCCCGUGAAGGAUGGUUUUAAUCAAUUCGUGAAGGUGACUCGAGAUCCCAGCACGAAUACAUCCCAAGUCACAGGAUACUGUAUUGACAUCUUUCAAGCUGUCAUGGAAAAAUUGCCUUAUGUUGUGGCUUACGACCUUAUUCCAUUUGCUUUGCCUAAUGGAAAUAGCGCCGGCAGUUACAAUGACAUGAUCGAUCAAGUAUUUUACUUGAAUUAUGAUGCAGUGGUGGGUGAUACGACGAUCAUAGCAAACAGAUCAUUGUAUGUGGAUUUCACCUUACCAUACACCGAAUCGGGGGGUGCAAUGCUCGUGCCGUACAAGGACAACAACAGCAAGAAUGCUUGGGUUUUCUUGAAGCCACUCACUUGGGAUCUUUGGCUAAUCACUGUAUGCUUCUUUGUGUUUAUAGCAUUGGUUGUGUGGAUUCUCGAACAUCGGAUUAACGAAGAUUUCAGGGGUCCGGCCACGCAUCAAGUUGGCACGAGCUUCUGGUUCUCCUUCUCAACCGUGGUCUUUGCACAAAGGGAGAGAGUACUUAGCAACUUAGCAAGAUUUGUUGUGAUCGUGUGGGUUUUUGUGGUACUUAUACUAACGCAAAGUUAUACAGCAAGCUUGAGCUCUCUUUUGGUGGUGCAAAAUCUUCAACCAACUGUGACUGAUGUAGAUCAACUCCUAAAGAGUGGAGAAAACGUGGGCUACCAGCACGGCUCUUUUGUUUAUGGAAUGCUAAAGCAAAUGAAGUUCGAUGAUUCCAGACUUAUAUCUUAUCAGUCUCCUGAAGAAUGCAAUGCGCUUCUUUCCAAUAGAAGCGCAAAGGGCGGGAUCGCAGCAGCUUUCCACGAAGUCCCCUACCUUAAACUUAUUCUUUCGCAAUAUUGCAACAAAUAUACCAUGAUUCCAGCAUUUAAAACUGCUGGAUUUGGCUUCGUUUUUCCCAAAGGGUCUCCGUUGGUACCGGAUAUUUCACGAGCAAUCCUCAAUGUGACUGAAGGGCCUAAAAUGACGGAAAUUGAAAACGCGUGGCUUACAUUGAAAAGUAACUGCCAGAAUUCAAACUCCUUAGUUUCUUCGAACAGCUUGGGUCUUGAUAGUUUCUGGGGCCUAUUCUUGAUUGCUGGAGCUUCUGCAUUUUCUGCUCUCCUCAUUUUCAUGGUCAUGUUCAUCAAAAGAAAUUGGCAUGAUGUAAUAAGUUCUUCAGGUUCAUUGUGGGAGAAGACUGUUGAAUUAGGAAGAAGAUUUUACCAAAGAGAUGUCAAUUCUCAUACUUUUAGGAAGGACAGAUUUAGAGAUAGAGGCAUGGACGAUUGUGGCAAUGAGAUUGCAGCUGUUGAAACUUUCGAAAACACUCAUUUCCCUUCGAGUUCAUCAUGUGACUCCAGCCUUAACAACGAUGUUUUGAUCAAUGAGCAAGGCACACCAUCUGCUGAUCAAGGACUUCCUAAUCGUGUAGACGAAGGGUGCCUCGAGAGAGCGAUAGACGCUGAGCUUACCAAUGUAAAUUAAGAGAGGUACAUGCCUCAUACUAAACAUGAAUCCUUGAAUAGUUGAAUUUGGUACAGAUGAUAAUAUCGUCUCCCUCAUUAUCUUCUCAUGUAAGGACUUCGAUUGAUACCAUAUAAACCCAGGUGACACUA